This is a messenger RNA of Brassica napus (rape), 985 nucleotides long. Its product is annotated as probable lipid phosphate phosphatase beta. Lineage: Eukaryota; Viridiplantae; Streptophyta; Magnoliopsida; Brassicales; Brassicaceae. The record is from RefSeq and is a predicted model, not a curated record. Gene Ontology annotation, molecular function: sphingosine-1-phosphate phosphatase activity. The coding region runs from base 226 to 861 and encodes 211 amino acids. The transcript has a single exon.
AACAAGUGUAUGAAAAAAAUCGAAAUGAAGCCAAAGAAAAAGAUUUUGUAAUGAAUAAUAAUAUCUGGCCGUGAUUAUAGAAUGGAGUAAAUGAAGAAAGGCCCAAUGUAAAUAUAUAUUUUUUGUCAAAAGGCCCAUACGAACGCUUUUCAUGGAUUAUUAUUAUCCUCUUCGUCCUGUAAACGCCACCGUUUCAUCUCGCAGAUUAAAUUUCUAACGACAGUCAUGUCUCCGUCAACGGCGUCGAGUUUCGUCGGCUCCAUCUUAGCGGUUGACGCCGCCGUCUCUGCCGCGAUUCACACGGCGGCGAAGCCAUUCCUCCCGCCGUUCAUCCUCCUUCUCCUGGAAAUCUCCGCCGAUUUCCGAUUCUCCUUCCCGGUCUCCCUAUCCCUCCUCCUCUCCCCUCCACUGCGCCCGUUCCUCAUCCCCUUCCUCCUCGGCCUCCUCCUCGAUCUGAUCUUCGUCGGAAUCGUGAAGCUGAUCUUCCGCCGCCCACGUCCCGCUUACAAUCAUCCCUCGAUGUCAGCUGCAGUAUCGGCCGAUCAUUACUCGUUUCCCUCCGGCCACGCGUCCCGCGUCUUCUUCGUCGCCGCCUCGGUUCACUUCUUCACUUCUGAAGCUCAAGUGGUUUCUCCGAGCUACUCUUUCUUAGACGGGUGGGUGAGGGAUCGUGGAGAGGGAGUUGUGAAAGGAGAGGUCUUGGUGGGUGUGUGGAUCUGGGCUACGGUGACUGCUGUGUCGAGGAUUCUGUUAGGGAGGCAUUACGUGCUCGACGUAGCUGCUGGUGCUUGCUUGGGUGUUCUAGAAGCUCUCUUUGCUCUUCGGUUUCUGAGAUUCGAACAGAUCUUGGGGUGGUGGUAAGAACAUUGUUAUUGUUGUUGAUGUAAUGUUUGUGACAUCAAUUGAUUUUUUUUUCGAUUACAUUGUCAAAAACAAUGGUUACUUUUAUGUUUCAUGAAUUCAAAGUUUGUGUCUUUUGGUUUCA